This is a messenger RNA of Oryctolagus cuniculus (rabbit), 8292 nucleotides long. Lineage: Eukaryota; Metazoa; Chordata; Mammalia; Lagomorpha; Leporidae. The record is from RefSeq and is a predicted model, not a curated record.
GCCUCCCAGGGCUCCAACAUUGCUUUUGACCAACCUAGGAGCUCAGACAAGCAACUUCCCUAUGCCUCUCUUUCAUCAUCUAUAAACAGCCCUAAAGAUAACCUGCUCUGCAUGACUUAUAGAACUGCUGCAAGGAUUCAAUUAGGCAGAGAACAUAAGUGUCCCAUAAAAGCAGGCAGUGUUAUUAUUCUUUGAAGAUUUUACAAUGCAUUGGAAGAACUCAUGAAGUCUAAAAGAAAUCAUGAGAACACUGUAAAUGCUAUAAAGCACUAUAGACACAAUCAAAUUAAUGUUUUACCCUUCUAGCUGUGGGAAAUGGAGCCAAAUGACACAGUGAAAAUGACAGCUUCAAGAUUUUAAGGCAGCAUUUAUAAUCAAGUAAUACCUGCAAAUGCACUGCUGUUCAGAUAUGGCUGAAAGAGACCCCAAAUUCUCUUGUAAUCCUCAUCAAGCAUAUGCAGUACAUACUUUUCUUGUCAAUGGAAUGAAGUAGAUGUAUGAAUAACUAUUUUUUUGCAAGUGAAAAACAACAGAAAAAUGCAUGCAGUUUUAGGAAACUGUCCUUGUUUCUGAAAUCUGUCAUGCUAGAAGUGUUUAUAAACGCUUGUGACCUGUUGGAAAUGAUAUCUAGUUUUCUAAACUGACUGCUCUCUUUAGAAUCUCAUUGAGAUUAGAGCUGGAAAUCUCAAGGUAACAUUGUGGUAGAUGAUGAAAGGCACAUUUGUCACUGGUUGUCAAGCAACCAAAUGAAUGCUUUAUUGGCGUGUACAAACACCUCUCCUUAUUUUGUACAAAGAGUGGGUGUAGGUGCUGAACUGCUUUUCUAUUGGUCAGCUUCUCCUCCAAUGGCAGAUAAGAAAGUAUUAUUUUUCCAGUUAAUUAGCAUAGUCUGGGAAAGUAACCAACUGUGUUUCUUUCCCUAGCAGUGUUAAAUAUAGACUUUAAAACCAGGGUUAGUUCCUUUUUUUUUUUUUUAAGAUUGGCUUUAUACGUUAUUUUGGCUUUGGAUUAUCUAGAUUUUAUAUGAAAAAAUACUCCAGAAAAAGUUUUAAAAUUCAAAUAAACUAACAGCAGGUAAUGGUUAUGAUAUAAAUUACUCAAAAGAUAUAUACAUAUUAAAAGUAAGAAAAAAUAUUAAAAGAGAAGAAUCCACAAGGCAUCCUCUUAUGGUGAAACCAGGAAAGACUUUACCCAAGUCAAAAGGACAACACAAAUGAUCUGCCCUGCCCCCAUCUGACCUGUGCACAAGCCAUGGGAAACUGGAUCCUGGGAAGAAGGCAGGUUCACAGCAGAGAAAAAACAGAAAGAAGACCCAAGAGAGGGACAUCGUUCUGCCCUGAUGAGGGACCUCACUGUGUUCUCAAGAGUGGCCCCAGAACAAAUUCAGGCCUUGGAAACUCUACAAGUGGAAUUCGUGAGCUGCGGAAAGGAGCACUCCCUGGCUGUCUGCCACAAGGGCAGGGUCUUCGCGUGGGGAGCAGGUUCUGAAGGGCAGCUGGGGACAGGAGACUUUAAGGAAACCACGUUUAUACCUUCGAAAAUAAAAGCUCUGACUGAUAUAAAAAUAAUACAAGUAGCCUGCGGACACUACCACUCCCUGGCACUAUCAGCAGAUAGCCAAGUGUUUUCAUGGGGGAAGAACAGCCAAGGGCAGCUGGGCCUGGGGAAGGAGUUCCCCUCCCAAGCCAGUCCACAGAGGGUAAGAUCCCUGCAGGGGAUCCCCGUGGCUCAGGUGGCAGCAGGAGGGGCUCACAGCUUCGUCCUGUCUCUCUCUGGGACUUCAUUUGGCUGGGGAAACAACAGUGCAGGGCAGCUGGCCCUCAGCGGAGAUAACGUCCCAGUGCAAAGCCCCAAGCCUCGUUCAAUUGGUGCCCUGGAGAAGCUGGGCGUGAUUUAUAUCAGCUGUGGUUCUGAGCACACAGCAGUGCUCACUCAGGAUGGGAAAGUGUUCACAUUUGGAGACAAUAGUUUUGGACAGCUGGGACACAGCUCCACUGCUGAAAAGAGAGGUCCACAGCUGGUGGAAGGAAUUGAUGGCCUGGUCUCACAGAUUGAUUGUGGAAGUUAUCACACCCUUGCAUUUGUCUACACCACUGGCCAGGUGGUAUGUUUUGGUUGUGGAGCAAGGGACAGAAGCAAUCCAACUCCUCCAGAGGACCUGCCAGAGGACGUUGGCGUUAGCUGCCUGAUUUCUGCUGAUGACCUGGUGGAUGUUCAAGUCAAACACAUUUUUGCUGGAACCUAUGCCAACUUUGUGACAACUUCUCAGGAUGCUGGUUCCACAAGAGUUCCCAGGAAAACCCUUCCAGAAAUAAGCCAAAUUAACCAGUCCCUGAUGGAAAAAUGGAUAGCAGUGAAAAGAAGAAGUAGUGAACAAGAAGUGGCUAAAAGGGAAAUUAGGAUGAUAUUUUCAUCUCCUGCUUGUCUAACAGCAAGUUUUUUAAAGAAAAGUCAAAGGGGAACAGGAGAAGGCAUUUCCAUGGAUGUGGACUUACAGAAGGCAAGAGACACCUUCAAGAAGUUAACAGAAGAGAAUUGGAUUUCUUCUUUGAUACAGACGAGUCUUGAGGAUAAUCUGCUCAAAGCUCUUCCAUGUCAUUCUCCGCACCAAGAAGCUUUGUUAAUUUUCCUUCUGCUCCCAGAAUGUCCUAUGAUGUGUGAUUCUGAGAACUCAAACAAGCUGGUGGCUCCAUUUGCAGAGGCUGUUUGUAACAUGAGUAGCAAGUCUUUACAAAUACUGAAAAGGUGUUGGGCAUCUUUGCAAGAAUCUUCUCUGAAUACACUGAUCCAGAUGCUUAAAACAGCUGUCGUCUCCCUGGCUUAUGGCCCUCGAACCUAUCAGAAUGAUAAUAAUCUUAAAGUUCUUCUAGGAAUGAUGAAAAAAGUGCAUAAGGUAAACAAAACUAUCUGUCGACUGCCAGAAAAUACUUUCAACAUAGAUGAACUUGACAACUUAAACUUUUACACCGAGACAAAAAGACGGCUCUUUCGGAAACAGAACAUGAAAACUGCAGAAAAUUCCAGUCUUGUUGUUUUCAGUGAUUUCCCAUUUAUCUUUAAUUUGCAGUCCAAAAUUAAAUUAUUACAAGCAGCUUCAUAUAUAAAAAUUGAGGAUUUAAAAAUGAUAGAAAUGACAGAAAUAUUUUUAAAACACCAAUUGCUACAAAGAAACCCUGAACCUCCCAUAUUUCAACUUAGAGUCAGACGAAGCCACCUGGUUGAAGAUGCUCUGCGUCAGUUAAACACUGCUGAAAGCUCUGACUUCUGCAAAGAACUGGUGGUUGGAUUUGUUAAAGAAAUUCGUCCCGAGAGUGGAGGGGUCCGGUCGGAAUUCUUCCACUGUAUAUUUGAAGAGAUGACCAAGCCAGAGUAUGGGAUGUUCAUGUAUCCUGAAAAUGGUUCUUUCAUGUGGUUUCCUGUCACUCCUCAGUGUGACAAGAACAACUACUUACUCUUUGGGAUCCUCUGUGGACUUUCUCUCUUACAUUGCAAUGUUGCCAACCUUCCCUUCCCACUGGCUCUGUACAAGAAACUUCUGGACCAGAAGCCGUCGUUGGAAGAUUUAAAAGAGCUUAGUCCUCUUUUGGGGAAGAAUUUGCAAGAAAUUCUAAAUGGUGAAGCUGAUGACUUUGAAGAUCUCAGCAUGUAUUUUUCUAUACAUUGGGACCAAAAUAAUGUUGCUUUAAUUCCAAAUGGGAUCUCCAUACCUGUGGACCAAAGCAACAAGAAAGACUAUGUCUCUCAAUGUGUUGACUACAUCUUCAACGUCUCUGUAAAGGCCGUGUAUGAGAAAUUUCAGAGGGGAUUUUAUAAAGUCUGUGACAAGGACAUCAUCGAGUAUUUCCACCCUGAAGAACUCAUGACAGCAGUCGUUGGAAAUUCUGAUUACGACUGGGAACAAUUCGAAAAGAAUUCAAAGUAUUUAGAAGGAUACCACGAAUCAGACCGCACUAUAGUGUUGUUUUGGAAGGCGUUCCACAAGCUGACUUUGGAUGAGAAGAAAAAAUUCCUCUUUUUUCUUACAGGAUGUGAUAAGUUUCAUGCAAGAGGCCUACAGCAAAUAGGAAUAUUAUUCCGCUGUCCUAAAACCAUGAGUGAAAAAGACAGCCCAAGAUCACUGACGUGCCAUUGUAUCCUGGACCUGCCUAAAUACUCUACAAUGAAAAGAAUGGAGGAGGCGCUUCAAGUAGCCAUCAGAAACAACCGGGGUUUCACCUCGCCUGAGAUCACGCUGUAGUCAGCACCGCCGCGGGUCUUGGAAGAACCUCAGAUGCUCGAGCAGUGUCACCCUGGGAUUCUUCUGUUCCCUUACAUCUGACUAGUGGUUUGACAGAUUUUAGUUAGGAUUUGUUGAAAAAUGUUGGGAUAAAGUGGUAAGUCAAGAAUAAGAUUUUUAAUGAAACAAAGUUACAUAAAACAACACUUCCUGUAUAUCAAACCUUAAUAUUAGAAUGUUUGCUUUUACCAAAUUAUUUCCUGAAUACUAAAUAUCAUCUGCAGUGCUGGAAUCCCAUAUGGAAAACCAAGAUCCCAGCACUCAAUCCAGGUCUCCCACAUGGAGACUUGCUGUCUCCAAGGGUAUACAUUAGCAGGCACUCUGCUACAGGAUUCCCAGCUGCUCCACUUCCAACCUAGCUUUCUGCUAAUGUGCCUGGGAAAGCAUUGAACAUGGCCCAGUUGCCACUCCCCACUAUGGCCAUUUAUGGAGCAAACUCUUGACACUCUCUCUCUCUCUCUCUCUCUCUCUCUCUCUCUCUCUCUGUAACUCUGCCUUUCAAAUAAAUCUUUUAUAAAAAAAACUCUAAAUUUGAAAGAACUCAUUAAUUUAUUGAAUGAUUACUUGUAUUCAAUUUUGAUUACCAUUCUAAAUGCAGGCAUGGUCACUUUGGCUAACCACUGAGCCCGCUCCAUUGUAAUUGGAGAGAUGUUAAGGAGGAUCAACUGUGUCUCAGUGCCAUGGCUAAUGGAGUAAAUAGAGAUGUAACUAAGGUGGGAAAUUGCCAAGUCACUUUGUGGGCCAGUUUUAGUUAAUAUUAAAAUUUAAGCUGUUAAUAUAGCUUUGAAAUGAUUCCAGGCACAUAAUUUGCUAUAUGAGUAACAUGUUUUGCUGUGAUAAGAGCUUGGGAGUGUGAUCCCCCUGCCAAUGAGAAUUUUAUAUAUUAUUCCUUCUCAGAUCAGACUCUAUAAGUUAGUGACCUCAACUCUUGGACACCAAAAUAGUUGUAAACACAAUUCGGAUAGCUGCUUUGAGAGCUCAGGCUGUGGCAGGGCCAUACCCUGUUAGCUGUUGGCCUCAGCUCCAAAGUCUUGCUAGCCAACACUGGCACCACCCUUCCAUGUCUUCCUGGAUCGCCACUGUGUUGUCAAGCCAGUCUCUCCUGAAGACCACUUGGAUCUAGAGAUACCUCACAUUUUAAUGAUGCUUCAUCCUGUCUGAAUAACUAGACUUUAACAACUGGACUCUGAUGAAACUGGUCCUUGCUUGUUCUGUGGUUAAUGUUCCUCCUCUAUCGAGUGUUCUCCCUGUGAAUUUGUUCUCCCCUGCUAAAGCGUUGAAAAGAAAAACUUCUGGGUGGCAAUAAUCACUGGCUACAUGAAAUGGUACUUUGAUCAUCUGCUUAUUUUAACUAUUCAAAAUAAGCUAUAAGCUUUUGAAUUAGGAUGUAAUCUUUCAUAACCAACAUUACAUUUUUUUUAAAUAUAAAUGGGUAAGUUGUACUAAACAGUUAAGGAAGAAAUAGAACCAAUUCUUUCUUUCUUUAUUUUACUCAUUUGUAUUUUAUUUGGAAGGCAGAGAGAGAGAGGGAAAGAGAUUCCAUCCACUGGUUCAACCCUCAGUGCUCACAGCAGCCAGGGCUGGACCAGGCUGAAACCAAGAUCCCAGCGCUCAAUCCAGGUCUCCCACAUGGAGACUUCUGUCUCCCAGGGUACACGUUAGCAGGCACUCUGCAACAGGAUUCCCAGGCAGAAAUUCAACUGCUGAUCAAAUGCCUGCCUCAGGACCAGCUCUUUAUACUUUCUUUCAGAAAACAGGGGAAGAGGGAACAUUUGCCAUUUAGUUCUAUGAUUGCAGCAAUAUUCUAAUAUCCAGACCAGAGAAAGACAUUACAAGGAACAAAAAAACUAUGUAUCUUUCAUGAACAUGGACACAAAAAGCCUUUACAUAUCAAAAAUUCUUUGACACAUCAACUAUAUAAAAAAAAUUGGACAGUGCCUCAGAACUAAGUGGGGGGGGGGGGUAGCCCAGAAAUGCAUUUGAAGAUCAACUAUAUUUCAUCUCUGAAUAGAAGAGGGAAAGUUACUUCAUUACUUCAGUAUAAGCAGCAAAGAAAAUUGACAAAAUUGAACACUCACAAGCAAACCAGGACUAGAAGGACUCAACUUGAUAGAACUUACAUCUAGCUAAACUCAUACUUAGCGGUGCAAGACUGAUUGCUGGGGCCAGUGUUGUGGUGUAGCAGUUAAGCUGCUGCCUGCCAUGCUGACAUCGCACAUGGGUGCAGGUGUAUAUCCUGGCUGCUGCACUUUCCAUCCAGCUCCCUGCUAGUGGUCUGGGAAAAGCAGCGCAGGAUGGCCCAAGUGCUUGGGCCCCUGCUACUCUCUUGAGAGACCUGAAAGAAGCUCUUAGCUUUGGCCCAGCCCAACCCUCUCCAUUCCAGCCAUCUGGGGAGUGAACCAGAGGAUGGAAGAUCUCUCUCUGUCUCUUCCUUUCUCUCUCUCUGACUUUAAAAUAAAUAAAUCUUUUUUUUUUUUUUAAGACUAAUUGCUUUCCUGUUAGGAACAAAGUGAAUAUCUCCCAUCAUUGUUAUUCAACAUUGUACUGGUUGUACUACUCUAUAGAUUAGAACAAAGCAAAGCAAAGGCAUAUGGAUUGGAAAGGAAGAAGUAAUAUGUAUUUGUCGGAGACACUGUCAGCUACAUACAUGAUUCUGAGGGAUCUACAAAAACUACUAGAAAUAUUAAUAUAGAAAGGUCCUUAGAUUCAAGGUCAUUAUAUAAAAAUUUGUUGUAUGUCUAUAUACUCAGAUUUAAAAUUAAACAAUCUCAUAAAAAUUUCAAUUGAAAAUUUAAAAAACACCAUUUGCAAUGAAAAGUAAAUAAGGAUAAAUUAAAUACAUUUAUACACUGAAAACUAUAACACAUUGCUGAAAAAAAUUAAAGAAGUCUUAAAUUAAUAGAUCACGCUCAUGGACAGAUAAACAUGUCAUUUCUUCCCAAACUGACCUAAUUUAAUGUAAUUUCAAUCAAAAUCUCAGCAGUCCAUUUUGUUGAAAUCAAGAAACUGAUUCUGACAUAUAUAUGAAGAUGAGAAGAAGCUAGAAAAACCCAAACAACACUGAAAAAGAACAAAUAUUGGAGCAAUUGUAUGAACUAAUUUUGGGACUUUGAAUCUACAGUAAAUAAGUGUAGUAGCGAAGUAAAAAUAUACAGAUAAAUAAGUGGAACAGAAUUAAAAAUCCAGAAAUAAAUCCAAGCAUGUAUGCAACUGAAUUUUGACAAAGACACCAAGGCAAGUCAAUGGAGAAAGGCAACCAAAACCACCGGAAAUCACAGGGACAAAAAAGAUUGAACCUCUACCCCUACAUGAUUUGAAAUAUAACAAAGGGGGCCUGCGCUGUGGCGUUGUAGUUAAAGCCUCCGCCUGUAGUGCAGGCAUCUUCACUUCUGAUCCAGCUCCCUGCUGGGUGCCUGGGAAAGAAGUGAAAGAUGGUCCAAGUCCUUGGGCCCCUGCACCCACAUGGCAUUGUGGCCGUUUGGGGAGUGAACCGGUGGAUGAAGGAUUCUCUCUCUCUCUCUCUGUCUCGCUUCCUCUGCCUCUCUGUAAGUCUGCCUUUCAAGUAAAUAAAUCUUUAUUUUUAAAAAAUUUUAGUUAAGUUAUACAAGUUUCAUUUAUUUCAUAUAUACAGAUUUAGGAACAUAGUGAUACUUCUCACCCUACCUUCCCUCCCACCACUCUCCAACUCUUCUUCUUUCUCCCUCUCCCAUUCCUACUCUUAAUUUUUAUAAAGAUUUAUUUUCAGUUUACUUAAUGAUUGUAAAGUUAACCCUACACUGAGUAAAAGAGUACAACAAAUAGUAUGAAGAAAAAAGCACUGUUCCUCAAUGGAAGAGACAAGGGCUGUAAACAAUCAUAGAAUCUCAAAAUGUCCAUUUCACUCCUAAACAUUACAUUUCAGGUACUCUAUUAGUUACCUAGGAGCAGGGAAAACAUAUUAUAUCUUUCUUUUGGGGACUGGCUUCAAAUAAAUCAAUAAAAAAAAUAAAGACACCCAUAUCCCAUACAAGAGUCCC